AUGGCUUCCCAGGUCACCGACACCGAGGUCAACAAGACCCCCGACAACCACGGCACGGCCGAUGCGCCGAUCCGCCGCAACUCGGACCCGGCGCUGGAACCCUCCAACCAGCACCAGCAUCAACACUUGUACCACUCCGACAAUGUGAUUGCAAAGGGCCAUGCCGACAAUGUCACCUACACAACGACGGGCGAGUCGACUGUUCCCCACCAGAGUCACCUACACAACCAUGGCGAGCCGCACGACAUCGAGAAGGGUCACCCGGAGAAGCUGAACUCUCCUCCCCAGUACGACGGCGAGAAGGGCGGUAUCCAGACCCCGAGUGAGCGCGAGUCUCAGGAACAGCCUCCCCCUCCCAGUUACGACUCACUCUUUGGUCCCAUUAAAAAGUUUGUCGUCAAGAACAAGCGGCACCUUUGGGUCUUCUUCCUCUUCGCCCUUUUCACCGGCUGGUGGAUUGCCUCGCUCGUUUUGCACCGCAAUGACAAGAACUGGGUCAUUCCUUUCCUCGUCUGGCUCGGUAUCAUGCUCCGCCUGGUUUUCUUCUACGUUCCCAGCACGUACAUCUCGCGCCCGAUCAAGUUCGUCUGGCAGCACUCGGCGAUUUACAUUUACAACGCUAUCCCCGCCAAGUUCCGCACUCUCGCGGGCGCCGCCGUGACUAUCGCCGUCGUCCUCGUUGGUUCGUUCGUCUCGGAGGAAUCUGCCGACAACAACCGUGAGAACCGCGCCGUGUCCAUCUUUGGUCUGAUCGUCAUCCUUUUCGCCUUCUGGGUCACUUCCAAUGACCGUAAGCGCGUCAACUGGCGCCCGGUUAUCGGCGGUAUGCUCUCGCAGUACAUCAUUGCGCUCUUCGUCCUCCGUACCGGCGUCGGAUACGACAUUUUCAAGUUCAUCGCGGACCGCGCUGGUGACUUGCUUGGCUUUGCGAACCAGGGAACUGCUUUCCUGACUGCCGACAGCGUCAUUGACCUCCACUGGUUCAUCACCGGCGUCAUUCCUCCCAUCAUCUUCUUCGUGGCCAUUGUCCAGGUGCUCUACUUCAUUGGCUUCCUGCAAUGGUUCAUCGGCAAGUUCGCCACCUUCGUUUUCUGGGCUCUUCGCGUGUCCGGUGCCGAGGCUGUCGUCGCUGCCGCCACUCCCUUCAUCGGCCAGGGCGAGUCUGCCAUGUUGGUUCGUCCUUUCGUUCCUCACAUGACCAAGGCCGAGAUUCACCAGAUCAUGACCUGCGGUUUCGCGACCAUCUCUGGUUCCACUCUCGUCGCCUACAUCAACCUGGGUCUGAACGCCCAGGCCAUGGUGUCGUCUUGCGUCAUGUCCAUCCCCGCCUCGAUCGCCAUCUCCAAGCUGCGCUACCCCGAGAAGGAGGAGACCUUGACCGCCGGAAAGGUCGUUAUUCCCGAUGACGACGAGCACGAGGCCAAGAACGCCAUCCACGCCUUUGCCAACGGUGCCUGGUUGGGUAUCAAGAUCGCCGGUACCAUCGUUGCCUCGAUUCUCUGCAUUCUGGCCUUCAUUGGUCUGGUUGACGGUCUCUUGAGCUGGUGGGGAAGCUACCUCAACAUCAACUCGCCUCCUCUGACGCUCAACCUCAUCACCGGCUACAUCUUCUACCCGAUCGCGUUCCUCUUGGGUGUUCCCCGCGACGAGGAUCUGCUCAAGGUCGCCCGCCUGAUCGCCAUGAAGGUCAUCGCUAACGAGUACGUUGCCUUCUCCGCGAUGAAGGAGCCGGAAUACGCCGACCUCUCCCCUCGCUCUCAGCUCAUUGCCACCUACGCCCUCUGCGGUUUCGGUAACAUUGGUUCUCUGGGUAUCCAGAUUGGUAUCCUGGGCCAGCUUGCUCCCAGCCGUGGUGGUGAUGUCAGUGCCAUGGCCAUCUCUGCCCUCAUCUCCGGUGUCAUGUCGACGUUGACUUCCGCCGCUGUUGCCGGUCUUGUCAUCACCCACCAGACGACCAACCUGGUCUAA
Molecule: messenger RNA, 1968 nt
Organism: Colletotrichum karsti
Lineage: Eukaryota; Fungi; Ascomycota; Sordariomycetes; Glomerellales; Glomerellaceae
Product: NupC family nucleoside transporter
Exons: 2
Coding region: 1-1968 (655 amino acids)
Biological process (GO): nucleoside transmembrane transport
Cellular component (GO): membrane
Molecular function (GO): symporter activity; nucleoside transmembrane transporter activity
Source: RefSeq, a predicted model, not a curated record